CUCUGAACCUUUGACAAAACUGUGCAGGUACCCGAAUCAUUACAUUUGAAGGUCGGUCAUGUACGUUUUUAAAAAUUUCUUUUACUAUUCUUGUUUUAAUCAUCAGUUGGGCCUGUACGACUGGAGAGCUUUUUGGCCCUAACGUCGCGUCUACGCGUGUUAACGACGCAGGCUAGCUCACCGUGACCACGUAAGCGGAGUCCUGGGAUUUGAUGGUGGAAAAGUGGGCAAAGCACAGCGUUCAGGCUACCGAUUUCUGCAUCGAGCCGCAAGUGACGCUGUUCUCAACCUGACGUCUCAGAAAUGAACCUUGCGGUGUCCUUGCUCCUUUUGUUGAGUCCCGUCGUCGGUUCAAGUCCGUGGAACGACGAAGCGCGUCUCGUCGGGGAACUUUUGGGGAGAAGCGAGUAUGACACUUCAACGCGCCCGGUUAGAAACGCCUCCCGAGCCGUGCGAGUCGCCCUGGGAGUGGAUGUCUUCACAGUUCAAAAUCUCGAUUCGAAGGAGCAAAAAAUUACCGUUGUCUCUGCAUUUAACAUGAAAUGGCAAGACGAGAGAUUACAGUGGGAUCCCGACGUCUAUGGCGGUUUGGAGUAUUUGUCUCUUGCGGCGGAGAGGGUUUGGUAUCCCAGACUCCGGAUAUUAAACGCACUUGAGGAGACAAGGCUGAUCAAGGAUGAAACAGAAGUCUUUGUGACAAGUGAGGGGGUACUUUACAUCACCAACUCCUUAAUCCAUCAAACUCAGUGUCAUCUUGACCAGAAGGCUUUUCCGUUCGAUGUCCAAAACUGUAAUUACCUCGUGGGCACAGUGAAUGCCCCCAGCGACAGUCUGACAAUCGAGGCCUCCGAAGUUGAUGAGCCCCGGGAAGGGGUCCGGGCAGCAGCCAGUUGGCGGUUGGAGUACCUCAGGGUUAGCAACACGAAAGCACCGACUUGUAUCGAUGCAAACGGCGCUGCAACGACAGUGCAGUGCCAUCGAACCUCAAUGGCUGACGUGACCCUCACCCUGAGGCGCGAGUCGACGUAUUACGUGUACUCGGCGUUCGUCCCCUGCACGAUCUUGACACUCCUCGCUUCCGUGAUCUUCUGGCUGCCGACGGAAUGCGGCGAGAGGCUCUCCUUCGGCAUUUCCAUCCUCUUCGGCUUCGUCAUCUUCCAGCUGCUCGUGCAGGAUUCGCUGAGCGAGGCUGGCGUUGAGAAGCCCCCGGUCCUCAUCCGCUACGUGCUGUUUAACUUCGUGCUUGUCGGUGUGGCGGUGAUGGUAACGGCCAUCUCCAUUGCCCUCCACCACAAGGGCAGCGCGCAGGAAACCUCAGGGGGCUCGGCCUUGUGUAAAAGCUGCCAGUCUAAAGUUGAAGUGGGUGUCGAGGUUCCCCAUCGAACACCUCACGAUGGUACGGAGGACCAUGCGAGAGACAGUGAGGAAAAACUCCGCUCGAGGAAAAAGGAAGCCCGUAACUGGAAGAGGGUCGCCCGGUACCUGGAUCGCGUGUCUUUUGUGACCUUCUACGUUGCUUUUACCAUCUUCGUUUCGGUGAUUGGAGUUGAAGUGAACGGUUCAUAGCUCAGACUGGAUGAUCUGCGACGGACGAGGCGCUGUCGGCAUUGUACCAGCUCGUGUGCUGUGUGAGGAUAUCCCGGAGGUAGCCUCACGCAACGCCUACCGGUUGUGUCGGUGUAGCGUGUUUGGUCUUGAUAUCGGUAGUAAAUAUUUUGCACAUGUGAGGCUAUUCCUAGAUGGCCCAAACGCUAACACACGUGACAA
Molecule: messenger RNA, 1767 nt
Organism: Acanthaster planci (crown-of-thorns starfish)
Lineage: Eukaryota; Metazoa; Echinodermata; Asteroidea; Valvatida; Acanthasteridae
Product: acetylcholine receptor subunit beta-like
Biological process (GO): monoatomic ion transmembrane transport
Cellular component (GO): membrane
Molecular function (GO): extracellular ligand-gated monoatomic ion channel activity; transmembrane signaling receptor activity
Source: RefSeq, a predicted model, not a curated record